Molecule: messenger RNA, 1880 nt
Organism: Austrofundulus limnaeus
Lineage: Eukaryota; Metazoa; Chordata; Actinopteri; Cyprinodontiformes; Rivulidae
Product: FERM and PDZ domain-containing protein 1
Cellular component (GO): cytoskeleton
Molecular function (GO): protein binding
Source: RefSeq, a predicted model, not a curated record
AACCGCGCGACAUCGCAUUGUGUAAAACAAAAUACAGCAAUAACCCAAUUCGACCACUAAGAGGUGGUUUAAACUCAAGUAUUCUACAGAAUAUGACGCCGUUUAUGUUUUUUUAUUAGUUUUAUUAGAAAAGAUAAACUAAACUUAAAAAAGUUAAUAAAAAAAUACAAGCACAAACAAAACGUUUGGUUCUUUGGGACCCCCGUAACACUGGAUAGAUAGAGAGAUAGAGAUUAUUAUCACACUUCUGUUGCAGAAAGCCAAAUAAAUAAUUAAAUGAGUCCAAAUUAGAACCUGAUUAUCUUGGUUCUUUGUGUAGAUAUGACGCCUUUUAACAGAAUAGGCUACAUUACAGUGUUACGACUAUUUUUAUUGAAAGAAAUAAACAAAGGAAGAAAAAGAAACGCGUGCUAAAAUACKAUCCUCAUCCUGUUUCUAAAAUAAAAACACGAAUAUCUGAUUAUGAAGUCAAAAAGUGAAAAACAACGAGUGCUUUUUGUUUGUAUACAGCCAGUGAUGGAAGCAGCUGGGAGGAGAAGCUCUCACAGGGAGGGGGUGGCUUAUUCUGAGCUCAGGGCCGAGGAUUAGCUGAGAGCAGAGCAGUACAGUCCCAACACGAUGACAGCAUCCAGCACAUAGCCUCCUCCUCCUCCUCCUCCUCCUCCACCAUCAUCCUCACCGUCUGGUCCGAGCUGGACGCCGCGGAUUUUUUUCUCUCUCCCCAGGAAGCUUCAACCUCUCUCCAACACCACGGAUUAUAUUUUUUGGGAAGGAGGGGAUUAACCCUCUCCUCUCCACCCUUCAGAGACCCCCCCUGUCCGCCUGUCUCCUCCUCAGAUCACGAGGUGGCCCCGCCAGACUGAGACCGAGCUCCGAUGAUCAGAGGGACCCCUCUCCUCCACUUCUCAGCCAAUCCUGGAGGGGUCACAGAGCUGAUGUCUCAGAGGACAAGGAGGGGGCGUGUUUGUUUUAGAGCCCUGAAGAGACAAACCACAUCACGAUAAAUGGAGGAGAAGGAGCGAAGCAGGAGCAGGUCUCCGGCUCGGACGGGCAGUCUGGUUCAGCAGGUGGUGGGGACUAUAAUACGACGAACUCGAGAGUCCCUGAGCAGAGAGCGCUUGCUGGGCGAUGGGAGGUCGCAGCGCUCCAACAGUGUGACCAGUCAGAGCUUCCAGGCCAAACUGACGUUGCAGAUCACCAAAGACCCAGUCCUGGACCGCAGCACCGGACAUGGGUUCACCCUCAUUGCAGACACGCCCCUGCAGGUCAGGGACGUCGCCACAGGGAGCCCUGCAGAUGGGAUCUUAUUCCCAGGAGACCAGGUUCUGCAGAUAAAUGAUAAAGUGAUGGAGGAUCUUAGUGCAGAGCAGGUGGAAAACAUCAUGAGAAACUUGGAUGAUUGUAUCAAUGUGACCAUCCUGCGGCAGAUGACGAAUCCAAAGUCGUCCAUUAUGUCGGCAGAGAAGAGAGCUCGCCUGAGGAGUAAUCCAGUUAAAGUGCGCUUCGCUGAGGAGGUGGUGGUCAAUGGGCACACUCAGGGAAACUCUCUUCUCUUCCUUCCCAACGUCCUAAAAGUCUAUCUCGAAAACGGGCAGACCAAGGCCUUCAAAUUUGACAACACCACUUCUGUAAAGGACAUUGUUCUCACUCUGAAGGAUAAACUUUCCAUCCGGGCGAUUGAGUACUUUACCCUGGUCCUAGAGCAACAGUACAGCAUCACCAAACUCCUGCUCCUGCAUGAAGACGAGCUCAUACAGAAGGUGGUACAGAAAAAGGACUCGCAUGAUUACAGAUGUCUGUUCAGGGUUUGUUUCGUUCCCAAAGACCCCAUGGAUCUGCUGCAGGAUGACCCCACGGCCUUUGAGUACCUCUUUUUACAG